GGUCCGCCCCGCCCCUCCAGGAGGGUCCAACCAAGGGGGAGCCUCGUCCCCGCCCACCCCGCGCGGGAAGGGGCGUGGCCAGUGGGGGGCGCGAUGGCGGCGCCGGUGCGGGACCGCGAGGCGCUGCAGAGGCUCAGCUUCCUCUUCCAAGCCGCACACUGGGUGCUCCCCCACAGCCCCGCUCUCGCCCGUUUCUACUGCAGCACCCAGCGAGGGGCUGCCCGCCGCCUCGUCCUGCGCAUGGCCCCCUCGGUGAAACGCACUAUCUGCCGCCGCUGCUGCUCCCUGCUGCUGCCCGGUGCUGGGGGCUGCCUGCGUCUGCGCGGGAAGGGGCAGCCCCGCAUGGUGCUGCGGUGCCUGAACUGUGGCCGCCGGCGCCGGUUCCUCUGCCAGCAGGAGCUCCACCCCCUCGGGCAGGCCACGCCCACCGUGUUGUCAUUCCCCAGGCCCCGCCUCCUAGCACAGCCCAGCAUAAACCCUGGCCAGCAACAGAGCGGCGACGCGACCUCCGAUUGUCCCUGCAGCAACCACCGCUAGCCAAUCGGGAAACACCGCCUGCAGAAAUAAACCUCCCUUUAUUCCAUA
Molecule: messenger RNA, 585 nt
Organism: Chroicocephalus ridibundus (black-headed gull)
Lineage: Eukaryota; Metazoa; Chordata; Aves; Charadriiformes; Laridae
Gene: RPP21
Product: ribonuclease P/MRP subunit p21
Exons: 5
Coding region: 94-537 (147 amino acids)
Biological process (GO): tRNA 5'-leader removal
Cellular component (GO): nucleolar ribonuclease P complex
Source: RefSeq, a predicted model, not a curated record